AUGGCGGCUCCCAACUUCCACGACCUCGAGAUCCCGGCCUACGUGCUGGGUGCCGUGACUGCCGGUGGCGGUAUCAUGGGGUAUGCGCGGACGCGGUCCGUUCCAUCCAUUGUCGCAGGCUGUGCCGUUGGUCUCUUGUACGCCCUUGGCGGCUACCGUAUCCAGAACGAGCAGUCCUACGGUGUUGAGCUGGGCCUCCUGGCCUCGAUUGUUCUCGGGGGCUCUGCGUUUCCCCGAGCCAUCCGUCUGAGGAAGCCGGUUCCCAUCCUCCUCAGCAUCAUCUCGGCAUUUGGCCUGUUCACUUUCGGUACUGCUCUGCGAAGGAAAGCUUAG
Fusarium keratoplasticum is the source of this 333-nucleotide messenger RNA. RefSeq lists its product as uncharacterized. Gene Ontology annotation, cellular component: membrane. The coding region runs from base 1 to 333 and encodes 110 amino acids. The record is from RefSeq and is a predicted model, not a curated record. The transcript has 3 exons. Lineage: Eukaryota; Fungi; Ascomycota; Sordariomycetes; Hypocreales; Nectriaceae.